CAAAGAAACCUUUCCGAUCAAAUUCUCUCUCAAAUUCUCCGAUCACAUCACAAAGCAAUCCUAACAAUGGCGACGGUGGCUAUGGAAGCGCAGAGCCCAGCAGAAGCUCCGAUGGCGGAUGAAACCUGCUCGGCCAAGUCGGCUUCCAAGCAAGGGGAGGGGCUGAGGCAGUAUUAUGUCCAGCACAUCCACGAGCUUCAGCUCCUCGUCCGUCAGAAGACGCACAACCUCAACCGACUCGAAGCUCAGCGAAACGAGCUAAAUUCUCGAGUGAGAAUGCUCAGAGAAGAACUGCAGCUACUGCAGGAACCUGGAUCGUAUGUCGGUGAAGUGGUUAAAGUCAUGGGGAAAAAUAAAGUUCUGGUCAAGGUUCACCCGGAAGGAAAAUAUGUUGUUGAUAUCGACAAAAGCAUUGAUAUAACAAAAAUUACUCCAUCGACCAGGGUUGCCCUCCGGAACGAUAGCUAUGUUCUGCAUUUAAUCUUGCCCAGUAAAGUGGAUCCUCUGGUCAACCUUAUGAAAGUCGAGAAAGUUCCCGAUUCUACUUAUGACAUGAUCGGUGGUCUUGACCAGCAGAUUAAGGAGAUAAAAGAGGUUAUUGAGCUUCCAAUCAAGCAUCCUGAAUUGUUUGAAAGUCUCGGAAUAGCUCAACCUAAGGGUGUCCUAUUGUAUGGGCCACCCGGUACUGGGAAGACACUGCUGGCCAGGGCUGUGGCCCAUCAUACUGAUUGUACCUUCAUAAGGGUCUCUGGUUCUGAACUUGUCCAGAAGUAUAUUGGUGAAGGCUCUAGAAUGGUUAGGGAAUUAUUCGUCAUGGCAAGGGAACAUGCUCCGUCUAUAAUCUUCAUGGAUGAAAUCGAUAGCAUUGGAUCUGCUCGGAUGGAAUCUGGAAGUGGUAAUGGUGACAGUGAGGUGCAGCGGACUAUGUUGGAGCUCCUCAACCAGCUUGAUGGAUUUGAAGCAUCAAACAAGAUCAAGGUUCUGAUGGCUACAAAUCGUAUUGACAUUUUAGACCAAGCACUUCUAAGACCAGGAAGAAUUGACCGGAAAAUUGAAUUUCCAAAUCCUAAUGAGGAGUCUCGUCAGGAUAUUCUUAAGAUACACUCGAGAAGAAUGAAUCUCAUGAGAGGGAUUGAUUUGAAGAAGAUUGCUGAAAAGAUGAAUGGUGCAUCAGGUGCGGAGCUUAAGGCUGUUUGCACCGAAGCUGGGAUGUUUGCUCUGAGGGAGCGGAGGGUCCAUGUCAACCAGGAAGAUUUUGAGAUGGCGGUGGCCAAGGUCAUGAAGAAAGAGACUGAGAAGAACAUGUCCCUCCGCAAGCUCUGGAAGUAAAGGCCCAUUUAUUCCAUCUACGGGCAUAUCGUGCUUCUUUUACAUUUAGCCACCGAGAGCAUGGAAACAAAGAUUUCCCCUGAGCCAUGGCUUUAUUUGCGCAUCUGGCUUCUCAAUUCAUUUGUAAUCAAUGCUAUGUGAAUGUGCAAAACUCCAUGAGAUGGUCUAUGGAUUCCGUCUUCAUGGAGUAAUGUGUACAAGGAAGAAAAAGUCGGACCACCUUGCCGAGUCUCUCGCUGAGGAUUGUCUUUUAGUUUAGUUUCUUAUAUCGCUUGCGCUUUUUUGUUUACACAUUCUCGGCAUUGAGAUUAGACCAUUGACAAUACUCUUUUUGUUGGCAUGGAAUCAAUUCAUGAAAAUGCAGUACAUUCUUUUCUCGGUUAA
This is a messenger RNA of Punica granatum (pomegranate), 1713 nucleotides long. The record is from RefSeq and is a predicted model, not a curated record. Lineage: Eukaryota; Viridiplantae; Streptophyta; Magnoliopsida; Myrtales; Lythraceae.